This is a messenger RNA of Trichomonas vaginalis G3, 609 nucleotides long. Its product is annotated as mannosyl-oligosaccharide 1,2-alpha-mannosidase protein. The record is from RefSeq and is a predicted model, not a curated record. Gene Ontology annotation, cellular component: Golgi membrane; endoplasmic reticulum. Gene Ontology annotation, biological process: N-glycan processing; carbohydrate metabolic process. The coding region runs from base 1 to 609 and encodes 202 amino acids. The transcript has a single exon. Gene Ontology annotation, molecular function: mannosyl-oligosaccharide 1,2-alpha-mannosidase activity; calcium ion binding. Lineage: Eukaryota; Parabasalia; Trichomonadida; Trichomonadidae.
AUGACCUUAGCAGAGCUCACGAACAAUCCAAAAUACAUAGAAUUAUCAACUCGACUUUAUAGACACUUAUGGACAAAAUUUCCAGGAAAAGUCGGUAUUGUUGAUGUAAAUCAGUCUAAUAGAUCGGACAUUAUUCGAAUUACUGGAGGAGCAGAUUCAUAUUAUGAAUAUAUCAUAAAAAGCUACAUUUUAUCCGGUCGAACAUCAUCCAAAAUACUUGAGAAACAUAUGAAAUACUUAGCAAUGAUAAAAGAGAAAGCAAUAGGAAAAGUUAAUAAUAUUACCAUUCUUCACGAUUAUGACGAUGAUAAAAUAAUCUACUGGAUUAGACAUUUAUCCACAUUUUAUGCUGGCACAAUUGCAACAGGAGCAGUUAAAGAAAAUUCUGAAUGGAAAUCUGAUCUCAACACUGCAGAAGAGUUAACUCACAGAUAUUAUAAAUUAUAUAAUCUAUUUAAGACCGGUCUUGGUGCCGAUAUGUUUGACUAUGAUUUUGUAGAUGGAAAAUUUAUUAUUUCAUUUUGGUCCGAAUCAUAUAUUUUACGUCCAGAAACAAUUGAAUCCAUAUACUCACUCUUGAAAUUUACAGGAAAAGAGAUAUAUAGAUAG